Messenger RNA from Boleophthalmus pectinirostris (great blue-spotted mudskipper), 2291 nucleotides. RefSeq names its product neurocalcin delta b (gene ncaldb). Gene Ontology annotation, cellular component: cytosol. Gene Ontology annotation, molecular function: tubulin binding; calcium ion binding; actin binding. The transcript has 4 exons. NCBI's taxonomy places the organism in Eukaryota, Metazoa, Chordata, Actinopteri, Gobiiformes, Gobiidae. The coding region runs from base 235 to 813 and encodes 192 amino acids. The record is from RefSeq and is a predicted model, not a curated record. Gene Ontology annotation, biological process: calcium-mediated signaling.
GCCGUGAGUUUGUGCCGCUGAGCCACAGACUGUAUAUGCGCUGAUCACGGUAAAGCUGCUGGAGUUUGGACCGCGAGCAGCCCGAGAGACAACCUGUUGGCGUCCACAGUCCACGGCCACACUUCUCACCUCGCUGCCAAACUCAAAGGAAUGGACUAUUAACGCAAUCUGAAGACACCCUCCACUUAUAUUUCAAAGCGAGCCGUCUGAAGCGCACCGACCUCCACAGCAGCCAUGGGCAAACAGAACAGCAAACUGCGUCCAGACGUGAUGCAGGACCUGGUGGAGAACACAGACUUCACCGAGCACGAGAUCACAGAGUGGUACAAGGGCUUCCUGCGGGACUGUCCCAGCGGCUCCCUCACGCUUGAGGAGUUCAAGAAGAUCUACGCAAACUUCUUCCCCUACGGCGACGCUUCCAAGUUUGCCGAGCACGUCUUUCGCACUUUCGAUGCCAACGGAGACGGCACCAUCGACUUCAGGGAGUUCAUCAUCGCCCUGAGCGUCACGUCUCGCGGCCGGCUGGACCAGAAACUGAAAUGGGCCUUCAGCAUGUACGACCUUGACGGCAACGGGUACAUUAGCAAGGCGGAGAUGCUGGAGAUUGUAACUGCAAUCUAUAAAAUGGUGUCUUCUGUGAUGAAAAUGCCUGAGGACGAGUCGACACCAGAGAAACGCACAGACAAGAUCUUCAGACAAAUGGACACAAAUAGAGAUGGUAAAUUAUCGCUGGAGGAAUUUGUGGAAGGCGCUAAGAAUGACCCCUCAAUCGUCAGACUUCUCCAGUGCGACCCAAGCAGCGCAGGGCAGUAGACUCCUGGACUUUUUAACAUUUUAAUUAUUAGACUCAAACCAAUCCUUCCUCAUUGACCCGUUCCACUGUUUUUGAAUCGAUCGGCUGAGGUUCUAGAGGCACAUGAAGCCAUACUUGCUUAUAUCCAUACACCGUUGUAAAUAGUCGUAAACCAAAGCGUUGAUAGUACUUGUGGUUUCCAUGUGUCUCUACGGCUGAUCAAAAUAAAGGGUCUAAAAUGGUACAAGACUCAAGGAUAAUCCAACGUAUCCUCAAGAUCACCUCACGGCGGAGAGGAAUCCAAGUCUGAAGUUUGUUUUUAUUUAAUUUUUUUAUUUUCAAAGCAUUUUCCUGAAGGGGAAUCCUGCUGGUAUAACUUGGGUUGACGGACUGAGAAGUAUUUUGCAUCUGAGAGAAAAAAAAAGGAAACACUGGAUAGAAGUUGUAUGCUGUACUUACAAAUGGGAAAUGUAGUUUUUAAAUAAUAGAAGGAUUUUAGAAGGGACAUUGUGUAUUUUGGAGGAGUAUGUUACGAUAAACCAAAACUGACUGAAUAUUUUAAAUGAAGGGGGGACUUUUUUGUCAACAAAGUUAUUGGAGAAGUGACUUUUGUGUCAAGUUUUGAGAUGUUACGAACACGCACAGAAACAAUCAAUUUGAAGAUAUAUGCAUAAACCAGACUGUGUUCUAUUUGUUCAGCUAAUGUUAAAACUAAAGUAUAAACAAAAGUUAGAUCUUUGAAUACUUAAUAUAGGACAAUAUACUCUUUACUUUGAGAUGACGUGGCGAUUGGCUGCAUUUCACUUUUCACUUAUUUGAAUGUGAACAUUUUAUUUUCUUUUACUUGACAAAUGUAAUAUGUGUACAGUAUAUUCAAACAAUAAUGCUAGAGAGAGCGUUGAAAGGAGAGGACCACUUGCAUCGCUAAUGAAUCUGCUUUGAAUAACUGCUGCUACUUUUAGAUAGUUUUUUUUCCCCAUUUUUGACGAGAAGGAAAUAGCUACACGGCUUGACAUGAGCUGCCACCCUGAGAUUAAAUUUCUCAUAAACUCAAAAAUAGGAGAUAUUCAGUUUCACCUCUAAACAGUUUUGCAUAAUUUCUUUUCUUAACAGUAGUUCUCAAACUUAAAACUAAAAAUAUUUGGCUUUUUAAGUACGUCUUGGGACCAUCAAAAAGAUUUCACUCAGCAAAGAUUAAAAAAAAGCUACACAAGGUCUAAACCAAGUGUAAACCAAGUGUAAACCAAGUGUAAACCAAGUGUAAACCAAGUGUAAACCAAGUGUAAACCAAGUGUGAACCAAGUGUGAACCAAGUGUGAACCAGGUCUGAACCAGGUCUGAACCAUUGCAUAAUCACAGUAAACUUCCACGGAUACCAAUCCCAAAUUCUGAGAACUACAGUUUUGCAUAAUGUCUUUUCUUAACAGUAGUUUUCAAACUUAAAAUUAAAAAUAUUUGGCUUUUUAAGUACAGCUUGGGACCAUCAAAAAGAUUUCAC